AUGAGCAAAGAUAAAACAGACAAUAGAAACAAAGGACUUACCUGUUACUUGAAAAAACAUCUUUCUUUUUCUCUUCCUUUUCUUUUCCUUUUCCUCUUCCUUUUUUUUUCUUUCCUUUUCCUCUUCCUUUUUUUUGUUUUUCUUUUCCUCUUCCUUUUUUUCUUUUUCUUUUUUUUCUUUUCUUUUCCUCUUCCUUUUUUUUUUCCUUUUUUUCUUUUUUCUUUUCCUCUUCCUUUUUUUUCUUUUUCUUUUCCUCUUCCUUUUUUUUCUUUUUCUUUUCCUCUUCCUUUUUUUUCUUUUUCUUUUCCUCUUCCUUUUUUUUCUUUUUCUUUUCCUCUUCCUUUUUUUUCUUUUUCUUUUCCUCUUCCUUUUUUUUCUUUUUCUUUUCCUCUUCCUUUUUUUUUUUUUUUUUUCCUCUUCCUUUUUUUUUUUUUCUUUUUUUCUUUUUCUUUUUCUUCCUUUUUUUUUCUUUCCUCUUCCUUUUUUCUUUUCUUUUCCUCUUCCUUUUUUUUCUUUUUCUUUUCCUCUUCCUUUUUUUUCUUUUUCUUUUCCUCUUCCUUUUUUUUCUUUUUCUUUUCCUCUUCCUUUUUUUCUUUUUCUUUUCCUCUUCCUUUUUUCUUUUUCUUUUCCUCUUCCUUUUUUUUUUUCCUUUCCUCUUCCUUUUUUCUUUUCCUUUCUUUUUUUUUUUUCUUUUCUCUUUCCUUUCUUUUCCUUUUUUUUUUCUUUUUCUUUUCCUCUUCCUUUUCUUUUAGUGUCUCUCAUGUUUUUAUUUUCUCUUUUCCUUGCUGGGUAGAAAGUUUAUUGGUGAAAUGGAUUUCCUUUUGGGUUCCUUUCUUUCUUUUCCUUUUUCAUCUUGUGAUAAUACUUGAUGUACGAGUUCCCUGCACCCCAGUUGCCCGACUGAACAACCACCGGGCCUGUGUCAAUGGCAUUGCAUGGGCUCCUCAUUCAAGCUGUCAUAUCUGCACCGCCGCCGAUGACCACCAGGCUCUUAUAUGGGAUAUUCAGCAGAUGCCAAGGGCCAUCGAGGAUCCAAUCUUGGCUUACACAGCAGCUGGAGAGAUCAACCAGAUCCAAUGGUCAUCUACUCAACCUGACUGGAUUGCUAUUUGCUACAACAACUGUUUGGAGAUUCUCCGUGUCUGA
Acanthosepion pharaonis is the source of this 1146-nucleotide messenger RNA. NCBI's taxonomy places the organism in Eukaryota, Metazoa, Mollusca, Cephalopoda, Sepiida, Sepiidae. The record is from the annotation of a GenBank genome assembly.